This is a messenger RNA of Apus apus (common swift), 9178 nucleotides long. It is a transcript of the gene ABLIM1, whose product is annotated as actin binding LIM protein 1. NCBI's taxonomy places the organism in Eukaryota, Metazoa, Chordata, Aves, Apodiformes, Apodidae. Gene Ontology annotation, cellular component: actin cytoskeleton; stress fiber. Gene Ontology annotation, molecular function: actin filament binding. The transcript is spliced from 23 exons. The coding region runs from base 1 to 2247 and encodes 748 amino acids. The record is from RefSeq and is a predicted model, not a curated record. Gene Ontology annotation, biological process: cytoskeleton organization; cilium assembly; lamellipodium assembly.
AUGCCAUCUUUCCCCAUCUUAAACAGCUUUGGGAAGCUGUGUGGAUCAAGUAAAACAGAAGAAUUGGUGCUGGAAAAGGUGAAAUUUCGAAAUUCAGUCAAACGGAUGUCAAUUAUUGAGGAUGGGGACAUAGCAGAAGUCUUGUAUCUCAUUCCUAAGCAGAGCUUGCUGAAGCAACUGCCUUACUUGAAUCCAGAUGACUACUACUUAUGUGAGCAGUUAUUCGACACUCCUGAGUAUCUGGUGGCCCAUCCUCAGGAGCCUCACCACCCCUCUGAAAAGCCAGUCAUCCACUGCCAUAAAUGUGGGGAGCCAUGUAAAGGUGAAGUACUCCGUGUUCAGGCCAGACACUUUCACAUCAAAUGCUUCACCUGCAAAGUGUGUGGCUGUGACUUAGCACAAGGAGGCUUUUUCAUUAAGAAUGGGGAGUAUCUUUGCACCCUGGAUUACCAGCGCAUGUACGGCACCCGCUGCAACGGCUGUGGGGAGUUUGUGGAAGGCGAAGUAGUUACAGCUCUGGGAAAAACUUACCAUCCAAGCUGCUUUGCCUGUACAGUUUGCAGGCGUCCGUUUCCACCAGGCGAUCGAGUUACCUUUAAUGGCAGGGACUGUCUCUGUCAGAUGUGUGCUCAGCCCAUGUCCCCCGGUCCAAAAGAAUUGUCUGCCUCAAGCAAUUGUGCUGGCUGUGGAAGAGACAUUAAAAAUGGACAAGCUUUGCUAGCUCUGGAUAAGCAGUGGCACCUGGGAUGCUUUAAGUGCAAGGCCUGCGGGAAGGUCCUAACUGGGGAAUACAUCAGCAAAGAUGGUGCCCCUUAUUGUGAAAAGGACUAUCAAGUUCUUUUUGGAGUCAAAUGUGAAGCGUGUCACCAGUUCAUUACUGGGAAAGUCCUAGAGGCAGGCGACAAGCAUUAUCAUCCAAGUUGUGCACGAUGCAGCAGGUGCAACCAAAUGUUCACAGAAGGAGAAGAAAUGUAUCUGCAAGGUUCCACUGUCUGGCAUCCCGACUGUAAGCAAUCCACUAAGACUGAAGAUAAGCUACGGCAUUCCUCAUCUGAGUUCUUUUAUCCAAAGAGUCUGGUUCUGCGCAGGCCACGCUCUGCAGAGCCUACAAGAACAUCAUCAGAAAGCAUUUAUUCCAGACCAGGUUCCAGUAUACCUGGCUCUCCAGGCCACACUAUCUAUGCAAAAGUAGACAAUGAAAUCCUUGAUUACAAGGAUUUAGCAGCCAUUCCCAAAGUCAAGGCCAUUUAUGACAUUGAACGUCCAGACCUAAUAACUUAUGAGCCAUUCUACACUUCUACCUACGAGGACAGACAGGAGAGACAGAGUCUUGGAGAGUCUCCAAGGACUUUAUCACCUACCCCUUCUGCAGAAGGUUAUCAAGAUGCUCGGGAUCGUAUGAUUCACAGGUCUACUAGCCAGGGCUCCAUUAAUUCUCCAGUGUACAGUCGUCAUAGCUACACACCCACCAUGUCCCGCUCACCGCAGCAUUUCCACAGACCUGGCAAUGAGCCGUCCAGCGGUCGGAACUCCCCUGUCCCCUACCGGCCCGACAGCCGCCCUCUCACUCCAACUUACGCUCAGGCCCCUAAACAUUUCCAUGUUCCAGAUCAAGGUGUCAACAUAUAUAGAAAACCACCAAUCUACAAACAACAUGGAGCUGACAUGAGACGCAGAUCAAGUGGAAGAGAAGAAGAUGAUGAAGAGCUCCAGAGACGCCGGCAGCUGCAGGAGGAGCAGCUCAUGAAGCUCAACUCUGGUCUGGGACAAUUGAUAUUGAAAGAAGAGAUGGAAAAGGAGAGUCGUGAUAGGUCAGCCCUUUCUGCCAGUCGUUAUGAUUCUCCAGCACAUGCUUCAGCCUCCAAAACCUCUUCUCUCCCUGGCUAUGGAAAAAAUGGACUUCACAGGCCGGUAUCUACAGAUUUUGGUCAGUACAACAGCUACGGGGAUGUGAGUGGUGGUGUUAGAGAUUUCCAGUCCCUUCCGGAUGGUCAUGUCCCUGGAAUGAGAAUGGACAGAGGAGUAUCUAUGCCUAACAUGUUGGAGCCAAAGAUUUUUCCAUAUGAAAUGCUCAUGGUGACCAACAGAGGGCGAAAUAAAAUACUAAAAGAUGUAGACAGAACCAGGCUGGAGCGUCACUUAGCACCUGAAGUUUUUCAAGAAAUAUUUGGCAUGACGAUACAGGAGUUUGACAAGUUACCUCUCUGGAGACGCAACGACAUGAAGAAAAAAGCAAAACUCUUUUAAUCUCCCUUUAAACAAACCAACAACAACAAAAAGUGAUGCAUAGAAUGCUGUAUCACACAGUCCAACUAUUUGGAAUCAACUACUUUCCACCAAAAGGGAAAAUUGCAUAGUGGCAUCUCUGUACACAGCAAUUGAACAAGAUGAGCAUAUGUCCUCCUGGAGCACAGGGAGAAAGUAUCUGGGCUCACAAACAACAAUGAUAAUUUUUAGAGGUGUCAGCCUUUUCAUGAUAUUACACAAGAUAGGAAACUGUUCUGUUCUUCUCCCUCAAUGAUAUUCCCUUUACUUCACAAUAUGAUGGACUUUACUGCUAGAGCCAGGAAGUGCCCUUAGGAUGCCUUGUAGACUAAAGUAGUUGUAACCACUCCAAGAACUGGAAAAGAAUAUAUGUAUAAAUAUAUAUAUAUAUGUAUGCGUGUUUGCGUGUGUGUGCACAUGUAUUUAUAUCUCUCCAUCUAUCUAUGUGUGUGCGUGGAUGUAUGUGUAUAUAUGUGUAUAUAUCUGGAGAGGAAGAUAAAUGCUCUGUAGUGAAGAAGAAGCCCUUUGCAACAUAUCCACAUGGUCACACUAAGCCUUUCACACAACUGUUCCUUAACUGGCACUCUUAAAAUGACAUCUUUGUGUGAUACAGGCUGCAAAGGUGGGUGCUCUGCUCACUUUCAGUACAUACUGAUUGAAUUUCUGGAAAAUAGGCUCCAUGAACUUGUAUAUAUUUGCUAGGAUAUAGGAAGUGAAUUGCUGUGUCGUCAGUCUUCCCUCUUCCGCACUUUCUGCUUGAAUUAAUAAGGCUGGAGCUUAACCAGUCAUUUGAAUAAUUUAAUAUCACUUAAGUAAUGGGAAUGAUGGAGAAGAAUCAGUUUUCUUGUGACUUAGUCCAGGAGGUGAGUGGAUGGGGGUGGGAGAGACAGAAUGAGAAAAUGCUUUUUCUGGUGUGCCCGGGUUUGCACCCAGAGAUUUUUGGACAGACUCCCUGCUAGUAAUUACUAGUACAACUGAUCAGAGUGCAGUGGAGUUGUAGGAUUUUACAUCAGCAGGGAAGAUGGUUCUCUGCAAGCUGACACAUUAAUUCAUCCCUCUGUGGGAGGAAUGUUUAUGAAUUAAAAGGUACCAUCAAGGUGCCGUGCUCUGCCAAUAGAGGCUUUUUGAGUAAAUUGCAGUUGCUGUUGUCAAUAUGGCACAGUGCAUGGGGCCAAGCACUCUUUAGUUAUUGUAGUUUUUCACUUGUGCUUGGAAAAAGGGCACAGACUUUUUUUUUUUCCCCUCUCUUGAAGCUUCAAAGCUCCAGCCUUGGUUAUUUUUAUUUCCCUUUGUGCCUGACUUGGUUUGUGAAGACAGAGUAAUCAUGCAAGACAGUUUCUGAGCUGCAUUGAAAUCCUUAUUGCUUUCAGUCUUCUUCCAAUAUGCUGCAGCUUAAAAAACUGCCUGUAUAUACCUUAACUGCUUCUGGGCAAGUCCUAUGCAGAGGAGGACAUAAGCACCAAAGUAACUGAAUGAAUGCAUUGUGGCUGCAAAGUCAGCUUUUUCUCUUCAUUGGUGCUUAACUGCCAAUGCAUACUGCACUAAUGAGCCUGCCUCCUGAUACAGGAGAGGGUCAUUUAGGUUCUGUGUCUGUCAAAGAAUAUCAAGGUUUCAUUUUUAAUGCAGAAACUUUUGGCACUGGAGACAUCAGGACCUUUGUAUUGUGUGUUAUGUGAGACAUUGGUGUUAAAAUUUGGAAUUCAGGAAGGGGAAACAGUCCUGUGUAGUUGUGAGAUUCAGUAUCACUGUGUUGAGUUCUCUCUAUCACCAAAAGGCAUUUCACCAGCAAAUGUGCAGGACAGCCCAAAUUCUGCUUCCUUGCUGGUUCAGGAAGUCCUGUUGUGACAGAUCACUGUGGUUCUUUUGCUAAAAUCUGAGUUGCAGAUUCAGUAAAUGAGAGACAGAUACAAGGGGUCAGCACCUCCUCCAUGUCCCUAGAGCUAAGGGAGUGGCGAGUCUAUGAGACAAGCUGGAGAAUAUGUUCCCAUGCAGGUCUGGCAUCACAGUUGCCACUGAAGAGGAGUCCUUGGUGAGCUCUGUGACACAUGCAGUUGUGAAUAAGCUCUCUGGAGUUUACUGAGAUUGCAGCAAGGAUCAGUUCAACGUGUUUUACUUAAUUUUUCAGAACAAGCACCCGAAAAUGUUUUGGAGGCACCCUUUCAGAAGGGUAAGUGGGAAUGUUAGGGGCAUUGGCAGUUUGAGAUACAUUUUUGAGUGACUGUUGAAACCAAAUCCAUGCAAUGAACAGCAGUGCUUCACAGACACAGGCUUUGGGAAUGCUGGAGUCACAUAAAUUCAGGGCUUGUCACUUGUAAGGUGUGGCUUAACUCUGAGAUGAACAUUUGAGAUUUUAUGCAUUUAAAGUAUUAAAAUACUCCAGAUUUUGUCAGUCUGCAUCCUAUAGAUGAUACUGUGCUGCUGCCUCUCACACAUAGUAAGAAUUACAGGUCUUUUAGCCCAAGUCACCUUGCCAAUAAGCCUCUUAGAACUGACCAUUUGCUCUUGCUCUCUCUUGAGGAUGUGAGCUGCCAGUCCGCAUUUUUCUGUCCCCAUCUCUAGAUUACUAUUGAACUUCUCACAGCAUAAAUGAAUAAAUUACUGAGUUAUCUUAAAAAUUACUAAGCCAGGUUGUUUUCUUUCCUCUCCCUCCUCUCAAAACAACAAAAAAAAAAGAAAAAAAAAAAAAAGAAAAAAGAAGGAAAAAAAAAAUCGAAGAAAAAAAAUAACCCAACCUCUUGGCCUGUGAAAAAUAACAGGGUAAUUUGUAUCUGCCUCAUCAACUGAGAAUUUAGAACUGCAAUUGCAACUUGGGAAGGAAUGAAGAGAAGCCAGCUUAUAUGCUGCAGAAACAAUUUCUAACUGGUUCAUGUCUCACAGAUGUGGAGCACAGUUAGUCUGUUCACAGCCCUCUGCGCUAGACUUAAUACUGCUUUAUUUCUGAUUGGAACAUGAAGGGUUUUCUGAGCUUUAAUUUCAUGCCUGUAGGUGAUUCCACUUAACUAUGCCAACCACCUACAUGUAGAGACUCCCCAAGAGAUUGCAUGUCCAUAAAAAACAUGCUCCAGCGAUCUGCAGGGAGUGUGUGUCCUUUCUGCAGUGGGCUGGCAGUGAUUGUCACUGCAACAUUUUCUGUUCUUUCAUCUGGUCUUCCCACCUAAUAAAAACAGAAAUGUAGCCCCAGGGAUAGUUUUCUUUGUAAGCAAUGAAUCAUUUUCCUAAUGGAGUACCAUUUUCUUGGGCGAUUCUUUGUAAUUCCCCUCUUCAGCAUUCCCUUGAGUCAUGUCAGAGGUUGGACUAGAGAUCUUUAAAGGUCCUUUCCAACCCAAACCAUGCUGUGAUUCUGUGAAUAUGCCUUAAGUACAUACUUGGGUUCUUCUAUUUCCUGCAAAACAUUUGAGCUUCUGAUUAAGUCCCAUCCAAUUCGGUGCUGUCAAAAGGUCAUCAUUGCCGAGAGGACUGAAAACUGAUUGCUUUUGUGUUGUUUUUUUCCCCUUUUUUGCUUUAGGAGUGAUGUAAGAGCAAAGAUUUGUCAAAACAUUUAUUUGGGAUGGCAUUGCAAACUAACCACACGUCUGCAAAAUGGGAUCAUGUGCACAUGGAAGUUCUCAGUCACAGGCGCAUGUGUAGCACAUGCACUCCACGCUUGGAGUUGAGAUACUAUGUGAGUAGUUAACCUGGCAUUUCCAAAUAGUGCAUAGUGUUGAAUAGGCAGCAGCCAUGAACUUAUAAAUGUUAUCACUGGUGUAUGAGCUUGUAUCUGCAGGGCUUGUGGAAACCUGGUCCAAGUGCGCAGAGGUGGGAUCAGUUUCCCACACCAUGGAAGUGCCAGGUUGGUCACAGAUAAUAUCAUUUAAAAGGCCUUCUCAAGUGUAUGUGAACAUUGGCAGCACCCAUCACUGGCAGGGCUUAAAUGGAAGGGUAAGACCCUGUGCAGGAGUCUUCAUAUGAACAGGGUAUCCAUAGAUCUAACUUACUGGGUUUUGUGCCCUCUCCAUACUGGUCUGAUAACUUCCAUAUGAACAAGUAGAGAACUGUUCUGCAUUACAGUGAGAACAGCUGGCCAUACCCACUCUACCCAUGCCUUAACUUAAUGUAAGCUCUAGUUUUCUGAGUCAGAAGUUGAAAUAAAUACAUUGUUCAUCAUCUCUGAAGACAGAAUUAAGCCAACCUGAAGAGCAAAUCUGGAAAUUACUAAACUGUCCACUAUUUCUCAGUGAAGCAAUGUGAUCUACUGUGGUCUCAGUUUAGGAAACUGAAUGUAGCAUCUCAACUCUGCCAGUGUCCUAUCCCGAACGUGCUAGACUGUCUGUACAACUGGAAGAGUAAGUUUUUGUGAAGUUUGCUCACAGAAUUUAAGGAUUUUUUUUUAAUUGUUUGUUAUCAUCUCAUGCUGGUUUAUUUUAAGACAGGUUUUAGCAGCAUCUGAGAAACACUUGUUUUCAGUUUGGUUAGUAGCCUUUCAUUAAAUAUUAUUUGUGAUGUGUUGUGGGCACAGCUGCAGUGUGCUGUGAAAGGUUAAACUAGGAAAACAGUAAGUUUCUGAAGAGCUCUAUGUGGGACUAAUAAUGCUUUUACUUCUGUCAAGACAGAUGUCCUUACCAAGUCCCUGUAGUCCUAAGUCUGUGGGCCUAGCACUGAAGUGCUUGCUGCCCUUUCCCUGUUGCAAUUUGGAAAUCCUUUCUCAGCCAUGUAGUUCAGAUGUCCUGCUGCUCAGGGGAGGUCUCUAGGAGUCUCUUUUGUACAAGUUUGUUACACUGAAAUUUGACACAUUUAAGUGAGAUCCCUUUCUGCAAACCAUGCUCCUCCUGGUCAGGUGAUGUCUAUGGAUGGAAAAAGGUUAAGUUCUGGGAAUAAGCUUGAUUGCUCGAUGGUUUGCCAUCGAUGUUUGGCAGACUUGGAAGAAAAGGCAGACAGGAGCUUGUAGUACCUCUUUCAAACUGUGGGGAAGUUGAGUUUGGAGCUCAUGGCUUUUGAGCAUCUACAUUGAAAUUAAUGGCAUGCAGCUGUUACAAGUGAUAGAAAAAUUAACCCCAAAAACAUUAAAAAUAUGAGCAUCCUCUGAACUCGUCUUGGAAUGACUUAUUUUGGCUCAUCCUGACUUAGGAAGAGAUCUUGGCAUAUUUGGGCUGUAGCCUUGCAGAAUAGACUAAAUGGAAACUGUGCUUUCUCUCACCCCAUGAUUUGUUGCUUUCUGUUGGAAUGUAUUUGUGGAGAAUGAUGUCCACAUCCUGGAAGACAGGCAUUUUUUCUAUGGCAGUAAAAAAUACCAGUCAAUGAUAACGAUGAUGCAAUAAAACAUGUGCAGGAAUCAAGCAAACCAACUAAUCUGUCCUGAAAUGCCAGUCAUAUUUCAUCUUGUCAGACAGACAGGGUUGCCUCCACAGCCCUGUUCCCUGUUCAAUUAGCCCCAGGUCAUGGUCCAGUUUGUGCCCUGCCAAACUUUUUGGCCCUACCAACACACUUGCUAGAGUCCAGCAUAGUCUUCAGGGUAGAUGUACAGCAAGGGCUGGUCUUGACAAUAUGUGGUGUGUUUUUACCCCAUUGCUAUGUAAUGAGCUGCAGAGAGCUACUGAGCACUGUGAGAGCAGUACAAUUCAUUGCCUUUCUCUGUUAGUGUAGAAGCAUCUUCAUAGCUGUAGGUUGUAAGACUGCUCUGGCAGGUGAGUUUUGCCUUGUGAUUCCUCCCACACACCUUUCUUUGUGCUUAAUAAGUCAAGGAACAAAAAAAACCUAUCACAAUGCAAAGAUACAGAGCUUUUUGGUCAGACAACUCUGCUGGCAGAAGCUACGUGAUGCCUGCAUUUGGCAGUGAAAGAAUAAGUAUUAUUCAUUUUAAUGUAAGCGUCAGGGCAGGAAGUGGGAAUGUAAUUAGCCAUUAAUGUUGUUUGCCUGUAUGCAAAAUAAAUUAUUUGUUGCCCAAAGGGCUUCUAACAGGGAAAUAGAUUUCUGCUAAUGAUUUCCUAAAGAAUGCUUGUCCGUGUGAAGAGCGAGUAAUUCCGCAUUCAUUGCGGUCCUUCUUUUGAGGUAAAAAGAGAUGACUGAAGGCAAACACUAACCUGCUUUUUCAGGAUCACCACAGUUAAUACAAGUGUUGCUCCUAGGACUUGCAAAGCUGAGGCCCACAGGACCUUGCUCCUAGGCAAUAGGUAAUGAAGCAUUUCAAGCAGCAGAAGCAGCUAUGGGAAUUCCAGCGGUGCCUUACCAGGCUGAGUCUCUAGCUCCCUUAGGCGCUUUGACAGGUCCCACUGGACACUUGCCUGGGCUUUUGUCACUGAACACCCUUCAGAAAGCACUUCCCCCCUCCAGAUGAAAAACCACUGAAAUCAGUGGAGCCUCUCACUGACAUCCACAGGCUUUGGAGCAGGCUCUUUCUUGGAUGGCUAGACCAGGAAAGUCUGACUGCUGUGUAUGCCCACAGCAACAAGCUCCAUAUGACAUUACUGGAUCAGUCCUGUCCAAGCAGUGCAGCUUGGUCAUUGUUGACAACUCUUCCUGCAAGGGGGCCUUACAGCUGGGGACUUUUUUUAAGCUUUGGAAACUAAAACUAAUUUUUCAAAGGUAUAUUUUCCUUUAAAUCAGUAGAUUUUUGGCAAUAGGAUUUUUUAUUAUUUUUUUUCUUUUCUCCUCUCUCCGCUCAAGGUUAAAAACCAGCAUUUGGGGGAGUUGUCCUUGUGUUUUCUGUUCAUCUGUGAGACAGCAUUCUUUCUGAGUCUCUCUAAAAGCAAAUCGAUGUCUUGUCUGUACAGUAAGUCUGCUUGUAUGCAUAAUGAAAAGUUGAGCUGGGUUGCUGUUCUGUACAAUUAGUGUUUCCACUGUCAUACUGCAAACAGCACAUACUGCACUCCUGUGCCACUGUAAUCUGCAUCACUGUUGUACUCAAGUCAAUGAAUAAAGUUUGGAGCUUUAUUCUUAA